This is a messenger RNA of Diatraea saccharalis (sugarcane borer), 2954 nucleotides long. The record is from the annotation of a GenBank genome assembly. Lineage: Eukaryota; Metazoa; Arthropoda; Insecta; Lepidoptera; Crambidae.
GAUCAAGACAAAGUUGUGUCUUAGAUUUAUUGUGUGUUGUUGUGUUUAAACGAGAUCGGUUUCGUAUUCUUACUGGAACAAUGAAAACAACUCCGGUGCAGUGUUUUGUGGUUAAAUAACAAUGCAAGUAGUUUCUGACGAGAGUGCUGUGUUGUGAAAUAUAUUGUAUUUGGUGCUGAUUUACAAUGACCGAGAAAAAUAAAUCUGAAAAGAUGACUAAUGCAUCGAAACCUGUUCCCAUGAAACUUUUUGCAGCCUGGGAAGUGGACAGAACGCCGUCCAAUUGCAUUCCCAGGCUUUGCACCCUUCGGGUGACCAGACUCCGCGUUUGCGGAGCUUUGGGCGAAACGGGUGGUGGCGCGGCGGGCAGCGUGGGAGCAGGUGCUGUUAUCCUCGCUGCUCGCAUGCACAGCAGCAAGCGCACACUCCGCUCUAACGACAUAGCUGUGCCACCUCUAGAUGUGGAGUUAGAUCUAUGCUUCUCUCUCCAAUAUCCACAUUUUGUUAAGCGAGACGGUAACAGGUUACAAAUUAUGCUGCAGAGGCGCAAGAAAUACAAGAAUCGCACAAUUUUGGGUUACAAGACCCUCGCCGAAGGCGUUAUAAGGAUGGAUCAGGUGCUUCAACGCUCAAUGGAUAUGGAACUAGAACUUACCAGCGUGGGCGGCAAGGUAGGGGCAGCGGCGGGGCAGCCCGUUGCCAGACUCACCAUCACGGGUCUGGCAUCCACUCCCGUCGACCAUGACACUAAGAAUAAUAACACUUUGCUUAUCACGGAACGUGGGUACUCUGAUGAAGAAGAGGAGGGAGAAUUCAGUUCAGUAGAAGAGGCAGACGACAUGACAUAUGGCGCUCAAGCGCGUCGACGUGCGCACAGACAGCUCGCCUUUUCUCACAAGGCAGACCUUUCAUAUACUAAGCUGUCACGCUCUCGCGACUUGAGCUUCAUGGAGCGUGAGCGAAAGAGACAAAGCUAUAUACACUCGAAGGCGAACGACAGAGACAGCGACAGCGAGUUGGAAAAUGCUGCCGCUAAACGCAAGGGCAGUCGCGGCAAGCUCGCGCAACGCAAUUUGAAGCAGAAGUUUGCAGCGCUGCUGCGGCGGUUCCGUGUGCCCGAGGAGUUGGGCGAGAGGGGGGCGGCUCGUGAUACUCACAAUGCGCAACGCGACAUCGAUGAACUCUUCCAGGAAUUGGAGUCUCUUUCGUGCGGGGAAGGCGAUGACUCUGGGCCGGACCAGAUGGAUACUAUCAGCAUUGGCUCCACGCCCAAACCCUCGCUGAGGCCUUUCUUCAGCAGCUCUCGCAGUCUCGCCAAUCAGGAACAUCACAGGCAUUCCAACGAGUCGGAAGCGAUCCGCAGCUCUGCGGGCGACGAGCGCGGCAGUGAAGGCAACAGUGACGGCGAUGCGACUGCCGACGCUCCUGUAUCCGGCGCUUCAGUCUCUAGCUCACCCCCUAAUGAGAACAAGAUGGCGACGGAGGACAAGCGAUCGCGUCUGUUCCGCAGUGCUACGAGCGGCGGUAACUUAACACCAGGCGCGGUCUCCGGCCGCAAGAAGAACUCUUUGAUAACCGCAGCGGAACGACCGCUCUCUGCCCACGAGCUGCCCGCGCAAAGCCCCACCACCUUGGAGGCGCGUCGCGGUGUAUCAGAGCAGGUGUGGCGUGCGGUUGGCGAAGAGGGCCCGGUGCCCGAGUGUGUGGGCGUGGCUCCGGCCGGGGCCCCAGCGGCCGCUAUACAGGCCCUGGGCGCCGCAUGCGUGGUUUCCGGGCCCCACGCGCCAGACGCCAGGCAUUUACUGCACGCACUCUACGCGCGCACCGCUAAACCGGGGGCCCGUCGCGCUGUAGUGCGCGCGGUUAUCUGCGGGAGCGACGGCGCGGUGGCUGGCGCGUUGAGGGCACACGCGGAUCUCGCAGCGCGGCGACCGCACGACGCCCUGCAGAUACGGUUCUACAUUGUGCCAUACGGUCCCAACACGGUGGCCCGAUACCUUGGUGCUACGGACAGUACAUACGCAGCGUUGUUCCUUGGCGAGACGUGGGCGUCACUAUGCGAGCGUGCCACAGACAACGUCGCCGAUAUUGCUGAGAUGUCGUCCCGGAUUGCAAGGUAUUUGAACAGUAUCGGUCCAGUAAACAACAUUCCCAUUGGUGAAGCGAUGGUGGCCUACAGAGAGAAAUCAGGCGACGAAGAUGCCAGCCAGACUUUUGUACCAUUCAUAGCGGAGGUGCGAGUGGGAUGCAGCGAGGGCGGCGUGUCUUCGUUAGAGCUGGAGGAGGGUGGGUCUCCCCCCGCGCGACCCUCGCCCCCCGCCACCCCCGCGCCCGCGCCCGACCUCGCGCCGCCACUGCUCGCGCGCACCGAACCACUAGAGCUACAACUCGACUAUUGGCUGGUGCCGGGGCGACAGACAGAGGGCGCGGAUGGCAAGGUGACGGUAAAGGCGUCGUUCCGCGCUUUACACGUCACCAGACAAAACGCGCAUCUCUGCAUCACUUACCUUACCAAGGAGAAGAAACAAAAGAGAAACAGAAGGAAUUCAGAAAAACCCAUUCAACAGUUCCUCGAUCUCUUCAUAAGUGAGGGUAUGAAGCCAUUUCUCAACCACGACACUUUCCACAUAUUGAUUGACCUGUCACAUGUUUUUUUUAAGGAUGCCACUACCCACCUAAUGCGAUUAGGGAAGAAGAAAGAGAAGUCCGGAGAGGCGGAAGUAGGGCGCACACAGACUGUAGACGGCGUCGCACGACUCAUCUGUUCUGCUAAGGGCUCGCACAAUUCACCGCUCAAGGCUGUCGACGCAAUGGCAAACGCACGUGAAGACUUUCCCGGUAGCGACGUGCGGCGCGCCUCUCGCACCAGCCGAGACGUAAGCUUUAACGAUCCUUAUUCCGGCUUUUGUAGACAGACGCUACCUCGAGAUAUUCCAGUGGGUGAGACGGCGUGA